Molecule: messenger RNA, 573 nt
Organism: Seminavis robusta
Lineage: Eukaryota; Bacillariophyta; Bacillariophyceae; Naviculales; Naviculaceae
Source: the annotation of a GenBank genome assembly
AUGAAGUUUGCUGCUGCCAUCACCCUAUUCGCUGCUUCUGCCAGUGCUUUCAGCCCCUUCAGUGGAGCUAAGAAGGCUGCUGCCGUUGCCACCCCUGCCUUCACUGUUGAAACAAUCCCUGGAGCUCUUGAGCCUAUGGGCAUCUGGGAUCCUCUUGGAUUUGCUGCCAAGGCUGAUGAGAAGACCCUCAAGCGAUACCGUGAGGCAGAGCUCACCCAUGGACGUGUUGCCAUGCUUGCCACAAUUGGUUUCCUGGCUGGAGAAGCUGUCCCCCCUCUCUUCUGGGCUCUUUUGGCAACUGGAAUUGGUGCUGCUGAACAAAAGCGUGCUGAAAUUGGCUGGGUUGAACCUUCCAAUGUUCCAGUUGACCAACCAGGCCUCUUGCGUGCUGAAUACACUCCUGGUGACAUUGGAUUUGAUCCCCUUGGCUUGAAGCCUGAGGACCCUGAGGAGCUUUUGGUCCUUCAAAACAAGGAACUCCAAAAUGGACGACUGGCUAUGCUUGCCGCUGCUGGCUUCAUGGCUCAAGAAUUGGCGGAUGGAAAGGGAAUCAUGGAACAUUUGAUGAACUAA